AGAGCUCAAAAUUCCUCUGGCUAUGUCGAAUGCAGCUGACACACGGUAACUCGAGAGAAGGGGUUGAGGCGACACCGUGAGCAUAAUGGAUGAUGAUUCGUUGCUGUGGGCUCUGGCAGUGCUGCUGGCCCUGUUCUCCAGCCUGGACGUCUGGUACUUCCUGCGGGCGGCGGCCGUGCUGAUCAAGGCCUGGUGGCUGCCCCCGGUCUUCGACGUGACGGGCGAGCAGAUCGUGACGGGCCGCGUGCUGCCCCACGACAUGGACCUGUGCCACAUGAACAACGCCCGCUACCUGCGGGAGUGCGACUUCGCCCGUCUCUCCCUCUACGCGCGCAACGGCGUCCUCAAGACCCUGCGCUCCCAGGGCGGCAGCAUGGUCGUCGGGGCGACCACCAUCCGGCUCCGCCAGGCCCUGCGCGUGGGCAAGGCCUUCGAGAUCCGCAGCCGCAUCGUCUACUGGGACGACAAGGCCUUCUACCUGGAGCAGCGCUUCGUCUCCGGGAAGGACAGCAGGGUGUCGGCGGUCAUGUACUGCAAGCAGAACAUCCUUGGCAGCAGCCCGGACAAGAUACUGUACUUCCUGUGCCAGAGGAAGGUGGAGGUUCCAGAAGUCCCAGAGGAUCUGCAGCACUGGAUCAACUUCAUCUCUGCCAACAGCCUUGCACUGCGGGCCGAGAGCGGGCUGGAUGACAAGACCAAGUGAAAGUGUGAAGACACUGCACAAAUGGACAAUGACAAAGAGAGAAAGCAUGAAUCCUGGCAUUAUAUAUGCAUUGUUUACAGGCAUUAAAUAGGAUGCCAUUCUAUAGGUCAGUGGCUCUCAUGGGAACUGCUGCACCAUGUAGGCCUAGCCUACUACUACUGUGAGGGAAACAGACGCGGGCACUAGGAGGACCACAAUACAUGUUGUUACAUAGGAGUCCUUGCAAAAUGCAAAAUGCAUAGGCCUACAUAACACCCUCAAAAUGCCUCACUUUUGUGUGAUGGCAGGGGUUCAUUCAAAACCUUUCAAAAUCGGAGAUUGCCAAAUACUUUGUGCACAAAAGGUUGUUGAUGCCCAAUCUGUAUAAAUACAAAUAACAUAUCAUGUUGCUAUCACUGUCAGUGUUGAAAAUAUUGUGUAUUUUUCCAGAAUAAAGUGAAAGUGCGCCUCCCUA
Engraulis encrasicolus (European anchovy) is the source of this 1157-nucleotide messenger RNA. RefSeq names its product protein THEM6-like. Bases 86 to 703 code for a protein of 205 amino acids. The record is from RefSeq and is a predicted model, not a curated record. NCBI's taxonomy places the organism in Eukaryota, Metazoa, Chordata, Actinopteri, Clupeiformes, Engraulidae. The transcript is spliced from 3 exons.